GAUUUUUUCUUGCUUGUAGCCAUGCAAGAAACGAAGAGAGGAAGAUCCCCCUACAAAAACAAUUACAAAUUAUUUUUCACCAUUAGCAAAAACUGUGGAUAAAGUGUUGUCACCACCAAAAUCUAACAACAUAUUGGAUUACUUUAAAAAGACUUCUACAAAUGAGAAGACCACUUUCCUCGUUGGAGUUGGAGAAAAUAAAAUUAACCAGUCUUACCAGCUAUGUGCUGAUGAUGGCAAAGAUUGUAAAUCACCUUUGAGACCUACUUCAGAAUCUUUUUCAAAGCUAAAAAGGAAAGGGAAGAGAGUUAAUUUAAAUAGUAAAUUAAGAGAUAUUAAGACUCCCGAGAAUGAAUGUAUGAUAGAAAUAAAUAGUAACGAUAGUACAGAUAUGAUGAAAUCAGAGGAAGAGUGUUUAAAUACUAGUUUUAUUGCUAACAGUGCUUCUGUUUCACUUGCACAAAAACAUGUAGACAAUUUAGCAGCAGAUAAUCAACAAAACAAAAACUCUUCAAACAUUAUCAAAUGCAGAAAUGAUGCGAAGACAACCAAAUUGGAGUUAAAUGUAUCAAAAAUUCACCUAAAAAGAUCAAGGAAGAGGAAGCACAAGUAUAAUACUGAUUUGUCUGAAAAUUCCUCCUCUGAAACCCAGCUGAAUGUAAAGGAACUGAAAGAUAAAAAACAAAUCACAUCUAAAAUAAUUGAAAUUAAGAGUACUGUAAGCAAUUCAAGCCUUGAAGUUAAUGUGGAUAAGACAUCACAGUUAAAUGAUAGUACAGUUACAGUGUCAUUUGAGGAUUUUUUGAAAAGUCAAGGAGAAAAUAAAGUGGAACAAAUUCCAGAAACUAGUAUGCCAAUGCUAAACAAUUUUAUUAUAGAUAAUGAAGAGGACAAAAGUGGUAGUAUCAGUGACCCUGAAAAUGGAGAGGAGUCUCAACAACUACCACUUAGAACAGUAACUGUCCUCGCACAGAUUCAUCCCAUUCCCCCAAAAUCUCUCUCUCUGCCAAAGGAGCAAAAGGUUUCUAGAAAAAUAGCCUCUAUUUUUUUGAAGCAAAAAGAAUGUGAAGUAGAAAGAGAAAACAGUCAAUCUCUUUUAGAGAUUGAACAGACUGAACAAAUGACUCAGAAAAGAAAAUCUAAUGUAGUUAUAGAGGAAGAAGAAUUGGAGUUAGCUGUACUAGAAGCUGUAGGACCUGAAGCUGUGAAGCCAAAAUGUACUAUAGAAGAAAGACAUCAGUUUAUGAAAGCUUUUAGACAACCAACAUCUGAUACGGUCAAAAGUGGAGUUAAAAAAACAAUUGGAAAACUGAAGGAAGUCAGUGAAAAGCCUUCAAAACAAAAUGAAGGAAUGGAUGAAGAUGAAGCAGCCUCAGAUAAAAGACAUGAAAGUGAAAUACUAAAGGAUUAUAUUGACAAGCAUUCCCAUUGUAGUACUACUAAGGAGAGAAUUAAUAUGCUUAAAAAGAAAGGAAAGAAGGUAUUGGAGACUAAAGGAACAAAUAUUCCAAAUAGUAGUGAAAAUAAUGAAAAUACAGUGGCUAAUGCUCAUAUUAAGGAAAAAACUUUAGAUAAUAUAAGAAUCCCAUCGCAUCUGAAACAGAGUGAAUUAAGGAGGAGCCAAAGGCAAAAGAAAACUGAAAACUUCAAAAAUGUUACACCUGAAAAAACUAGGGUUAAUAAUACUGUUUCUGAAAAUGAACUAGGUGAUAGUCCCCUACAUGCUUCCACACCAAAAUCAAGCAAUAGAUCCUUGAGGAAAAGUAACAUGUAUAAGUCUGAGGUGAUCACAGUACCCUUUGAUGCAAAGAGCCCAAUAAGAAUGAGGUUUACUCGAAUUAAUGCAUCUAAAAAAUCCGAAAAAGCUGAAACAAUGGAAAAUGAAGAAUUUACCCCAAGAAAUAUAAAGAGGACCUGUACUUCUAAAAAUCUAUCCAAAGCUAAACAAUUGAUUGAAAAAGCAAAGGCCAUACAACAUAAUAGAUCAAAGGCUAAUGAAGAUACCCCAACACCUGUAAGACGCUCAUCUCGACAGCAAGCUCUUGCUGAAAAGAAAAAAUUACAAAAAAAUGAAGAUUCAGUGAUAAUUUUAAACUCAAGCCCAAAGAGUACUAUUGAUUCUACACAGAAUGUGGAGAAAAAGCAAAAGAAACUUCGAAGUUUAAAUGAUGUACUAGGGAAAAAAUCUAAAAAUAUGAAGGUUACUAACAGCUCACACGGAAAAGGGAGAGUCCUGCCUUCAUUACUGGGCAAAAAAGCUCAAAAUGUUGCAGAUGAACCAAUUGUAAUUUUUGAUGAUAGCAGCCAAGAUGUAUCUGAAAAUUCUCAAGAUGAUGAGCAGUUCAAGGCAAAACGUGAAUUUUUGAUGAGUGGUUUGCCAGAGUCUCUAAAAAGACACAUUGCAAAGAAAGCAGCAGUAUUAGAAGCAUACUCUGUGGCAAGUUGCUGUUUUCAGACAGUCAUCCAUGUACAGCAGAAGGAUGAUGAUUGUGUGAUGUGGAGGUUGACAUUGCCGUCAUGUCCUCUUCUAACCCAGCUAAGAGAACUGAACACGGAAGUAACUGAUGUCACAAAACUCGCUAUUUCACUUGGUGAAUUCUCAGUUAUAAAUUCAAAAUCUAGUGACGACAAUUCAAUUGUGCUGUCUGGACAGAGACCAGUUAUUUCCAAAAUACUAAGGAUGUAUUUGUUGGAAGAGAUCAGAUCUUCAAACUCACAGUUUCCCGUGAGAACUUUUUUUUACCAGUUUCUGAAAAAACAAACUGAACCUGUACUUUUCAAAAAUAAAAAAAAAGUAUGCAUGGAAGAACGUGAAACUACAAACUCUAAACUAGAUCAGAUAAGUUCUGAAAAUCAGAAAGAAAUCAAGAGGAAAAGAAAAAAAACUGAAGACCACAAAUUAAAAAAAAGAAAACAAGUUGAUAAUGCAGAAACUGAACUAAAAUCCAAAACUCCUGAGUGCAUAGUUAUCGAAGUAUCCUCCGUAAAGCAAAAAAAACCACAUAUGGAAACAAACAGACCCCAGGAAUCUGAUGUUAAAAUAGUAGAAGACACUGAGCUUGGAUCAAUAUUAAACCCUUUCUCUGAUGGUGAAAAGGAAGAUGUGCUCUGGACAGAAAAAUAUCAACCUCAGGACUCUAGUGAACUUAUAGGGAACUCAGUAGAAAUAAAAAAGUUACACAGUUGGUUGAAAGAAUGGAAAAAAAGAGCUGAUUGGGAAGAAAAAAACAGUCAGAAGAGUGAAAAAGAUGCAGAGAGUCAGCAAGAUUCUAUGGACUGUAUGGAUUUCAAAGAUGACAAAUCUGAGAGUGAAGAAGAGAGUAUUCUCUGCAAUACUGUGCUCAUUACUGGCCCAUCAGGAGUGGGAAAGACCGCUGCAGUGUAUGCUUGUGCUCAGGAGCUUGGUUUUAAGAUAUUUGAAGUUAAUGCCUCUUGCCAGCGAAGUGGUAGACAGAUCCUGUCUCAGCUAAAGGAAGCUACUCAGUCUCAUCAAGUGGACAAACAAGGUGUAAAUGCACAUAAACCUUGCUUCUUUAACUGUGGUAGCAGCACUAAGUCCCCAAAAAAAAUAAAUUCUCCCAGGAAAGCUAUUUCACCAAGAAAACCUCCACUUUCACCCAAAGGAACAGGAUUAAAACGAAGUUUACCCCCUAAAACAUUAGCAAAUUAUUUCAAAGUAUUUUCUAAGCCUGAGGAUAAUGAAGAAAUAGUAAAAUCUCAAGAAAAAAACAAAGCAAAUACUCAGAAUUCAUCUAAAGAAAAAGUGGAUAUACAAACUAAGUCCGCAAACAAGGAAGUGGGAGGAGAGGAACCCAAUAGAAAAAAUGCAACCUCUCUUAUACUCUUUGAAGAGGUUGAUAUAAUAUUUGAUGAAGAUGCUGGGUUUCUAAGUGCAAUAAAGACAUUCAUGGCUACUGCAAAGAGACCCAUAAUUCUUACUACAAAUGAUCCAACUUUUAGUUUAAUGUUUGAUGGUUACUUUGAAGAGAUCAACUUUAGAACACCCUCUUUGGUAAAUGUUGCAAGCUAUUUACAAGUGCUCUGCUUGGCUGAGAAUCUACGAAUGGAUUUAAAAGACUUUGCCACUUUGUUAACCAUAAACAACUGUGAUAUCAGACAAAGUGUUCUUUACCUACAAUUUUGGGCUAGAAGUGGAGGUGGAUGCUUGAAAGAAAAACGUUUAGCACUUCAUGGAGGAGAGGAACGAGAAGGAACAGAUCAGAUAACUUGCACUGAAAACAUUGCUUCUGAGAAUGAUCUUCCUCAAACUGAGAUGGAGCUUCCAAAAUGUGAUACUGGCUUUACUGAGACUUUGCUUGGCCUUAAGAACAUUUUUUUACCUUCAGAAGAUUUGCUUUCAUUUCUUAAGCAUAAAAUCACAACAACAGAAGAAUGGCGUAAACUGAUACAGAUGCUCACAGAAUUCCAGAUGAAGAAAGUGGAUUUUAUACAUAGUAACCUUGAACUUCUUCUGCCUUUACCAGUUUGUAUUCUUCCAGAGCCAACACAGAAUUCUAAUCCUUCAUUUAAAAGGACUACAGUAAAUUCUUCAAAUGACGUACCUCUUGAUAGUAAUUUCUCUGAAAAAGCUAUCGCUGUCAAAAAGCCUAAAAGGAUGAAGCACCAGAAAAAGAUUGCUUUAUUGGAUGAUAGUGAUUUAUUUGAUACUGAAUUGAACUAUUCGGCUGGAUUUAUAACUUUGCCAUCAGACAUUCCUGAAUCAUGCUUGGAAGAAAACAAAGAUGGAUUAAAAGUUAUGAUGAAUGAAAAAGAUAAACAAUUGAACACUGAAAUAUCAGCAAGGAAAAAAAGCUCUGCUCUUGCUUCUUAUUGUUUAAAUGCAGUAACUGAAUUUGUGGAAAACAUGUCUUUCUUAAACACUAAUGUAAUGACACACAAAGCGUUUUGUAAAAAUGAAGGGUUUAAUUGGACAAAUAGCAAAAUUAAAAAUGGUCUUUCUGAUGAUUUUAGUACAGAAGACUUUGAUUGGUGGAGUUAUCAAAGCUGUAGUGAACUAAGGGCAGCUAUAGAAGCACUCAGUUUUAGUAAGUGCUCUGCUGGUAUUUCACAAAGCAUGGAAACCUCCUUGAACUCCUGUAAAACACUAAGAAGAGAUCAAACUGAGGAAAUUACUCUGCAUGUUUCAAAAGACAGAAAUGAUGUAUAUUUUAGUCAAUCGGCUGAUUUAAGCAUUCACAGAAAAGGACAGAAGAGGCUGGAAAUCAUCAAAACUGUAUUUUCCACUAGAAGUCCUUUAAGCCUGGUUAACAGGCAAGCUAGUGUAACUGAAUACCUGCCUGCUCUCCGCAAUAUUUGUAGAUCAGAGAAACGUAAAGAACAAGGGAAGACUAAAAGAAGGUUCCUGCAUUAUCUUGAAGGAAUUCAUCUUGAAAUACCCAAAGAAACUGUUUACAGUCUGGCAGCUGAUUUCCCUUAAAAGAUUUUAUACCAGUAGUGUCUUGUACAGAUUGGUCUACAUGGUAUUUUGAUUUUACCAGACCAUUUAGUUUUUACUGUAUGUUCAAAGAGCUAUUUGUAUUUAAAAUACAGCUUUGAGUAUUUAAAAAUGCAAACUGUAUAUUUCUGCUGUGAUAGUAUUGAUUUCCACAAUCCAAAUGUGGGUUCUUCUGGUGCUUAUAUAUAUAUACUCCCUGUGUGUUCAAAAGCAUUUAUUCUGUGGUACCUCUCAGGACUUUAUAAUUCUUUUCUCUGAUUGCGGCCUUAACAUUGCACUUUCAACUAAGGAGAAUUAAUUCAUAUAUUCGAUAGCAAAAGGUGCUUGAGUAAUGAACUAGUGCCACAAUUGGUGUUCGAAGUAAGUAUUUUUCCAGGAGAAGACUGCUUCAUUGCUCUAAGCAGUAGUUUCAACCUGAUUCUUCAAAAGUUGUCAAAUAACCUGCCUCAUGCAAAACUUUGGUAAAAACAGGAAGCCUCUAAGUAAUCACAAUAAAAAAUUAGGAAAAAAUUGAAGUAAAAAUACUUAAAAUUGAAAAUUAAAGUACUAUGCAUCAUAAUAUGCAUAUCUCUAUAAGUUUUCAUUUAUUCCAUGUAUUCUCAUUACAUUUGCUAGGCCAGUGUGUUUAUCUUAAAUGGGAAGAAAAUGUUUACUGUACUCCUAAAUGGGCCCAAACAGAUUCAGCCAGAUUUUGUAAAUAAUACUUCUAUAUCUGUAUUACUUCUGAAUUUAGUAACAUAUAAUUUGUGGUAAUCUUGUAUAUUGUGUUCUAUUUUUUUAUAUUGUAUUUUAUAUUUGAAAGACUUCAGUCCAGAUAUCUGAGGUUAAAAUCUGUUUUAUAUAUGAAAGGAAAUAAAUUUGAGUGAGAUCUUGGUACAACUCUUAAUGUUCUGACAGUAUGAAAGGUAAGAUUUAAAAUUUGAUGAUCUAAACCCUCUGCCUUUUUAAUCACCUGAAAGUUUUUUCUUUUUUCUAAAUGACACAUUUAUUUAAAUAUAAGCUUUUCACAGCCAAUAUCACGUUUGGACUGUUGCUCUAAAGACUAAUAUGUAAGGUUUAGUAUAGAGACACAGAAGUGCACAUCAUUAGACAUUCCUAUAACUUUUGAGGAGACCAAUUGGUUUAGUGCACUAUUUCCUAUAGCUGCUUUCUCACCCUAUAUUUUCCUGGCUUCCUUUCAUUAUAGUUUACUCCAGAACAUGCUUAUGAUAAAGCAAAUUGUUAGCUUGAGAUUACUGUAUGUGGCUUAGUCUUCAUUAGUGCAGGAUUUCAAGCAACAGAAUGUAGUGUAUAUUUAUUGAAUGGUAGCUAAACAGAUCUUAACGAGUUGUAUCAAUGAUCUAAAUGCACUAGAUUUAUCAAUUGAUUCUGUACAGCUUUGUAAAGAAUAAAAUAUACCCAGUUUGUAAA
Pelodiscus sinensis (Chinese soft-shelled turtle) is the source of this 6865-nucleotide messenger RNA. The record is from RefSeq and is a predicted model, not a curated record. Lineage: Eukaryota; Metazoa; Chordata; Testudines; Trionychidae.